GCUGGUGAAGGGCUUGGAACAUAAACCCUACAAAGAAUGGCUGAGGGAGCUGGGGUUGUUUGGCCUGGAAAAACGGAGAUUCAGGGGUGACCUUAUCACUCUCUACAACUCCCUGAAAGGUGGUUGUACUCAGGUUGGGGUCGGUCUCUGCUCCCAGGCAACUACUGACAGAACAAGAGGACACAGACUUAAGCAGCACCAGCGGAAGUUUACAUCAGACAUCAGAAAAAAAAUCUUAACUGAAAGAAUGAUUGAGUGCUGGAAUUGUUUGCCCAGGGAAGUGGUGGAGUCACCAGCCCUGGAUGUGUUCACAAAAAGACUGAGUGCCAUGGUUUAGUUGAUGAGGAGGUGUUAGGUCAUAGGUUGAACAAAAUGAUUGUAAAGGUCUUUUCCAGCCUAGUUCAUUCUGGGUUUUGCUGAGUGUACAUUGCAGGGGUCGCCAGUACUGUUAAUUUAGAUUCCUCCCACCCAGCUCAGGGUCCCACACCUGAGCCAUAUGGAAAGGAAGAAAAUCUACUGCCACACCAGAGACACUUUUCCUGAUCAACCCUGGAACAUCUGGAUAACCCCUGUCCAUCAUCUCGGGGCACAGGAAACUGUGUUAGAAUCAAAAGUUCUCACAAAACAAGAGAGACUGCAAAGGAAGAAGAAACUGCCUGCAAAGCUGCAAUCUAUUCCUUAGUUACAGCUGAAUAUUUUAAACCCCAGCUUUAUUAUUGCUGGAGCUGCCUCAUUUCCCUGGCACAAGGUGUUAGUCACAGAGGGCUGUGGAGCCCAUUCCCAUUGUUCCCGAGCUCCCUGGGCUGCUAUAAAAGGCUGCCAAGGGCACUCGGUGUCACUGCACUGGAGCAGCACCACGGGGCUGGCAGGAGGCUCUGCAGGUCAGGGCUGCACUGGAUCCAAACACCACCAGCAGUGAAAGCAAGAACAGAGGGAAAGAUUUCUGAUCCACCAUCAGCUUCUCGUCCUGUGGAGCUGUUUAAAAGAAGAGAGAAAAUGUUCCUGCCCCAGAGAUCUCUGCAGACAGUUACACUUUUGGCAAUUCUUUUUUUUGCCUGUUUUGCAAUGUGCCAAGACCUUGAAAAGAGGGCAGUGACCGAGCACCAGCUCAUGCACGACAAAGGGCGGGCGGCCCAGGGGCUGAAGCGCCUGCGGUGGCUGCACCACGCCCUGGGGGCCGUGCACACCGCCAGCAGCAGGGACAUCCCCGUCCCCAACGCCGCGUGGGAUGCGCACAAGAGCCGAGAUCCCUCAGAUUUCAACAGCAACCACGGAGAGGAGGCUUCAAGCUUCAUGAAACAGCUGCUGGAACCGAUGGAAGCUCAGGGCUUCGUCCCACUGAAGCAGCUGGAUGGGAAAAUCCCACAGGGUGAAAUCCCUCCAAGAGCUCCCACAGCAGCAGGAAAACAGAUUCAUGAGGCCACCUGUGUUUCAUGAGAGGCACCACUGGAUUUUGCUGUUCACCUUUGAUAACAAAUUGACCAUCUCUGUCUGAGCAAAGCUAGAUCCAGUUUAACUGUAAAGUCAGUCUUUCAGAAAUUAAAUCUGUCAUGUGUGUUAAAAGUCUAUCAGCAUUUCCAUUGAGUAGGGACUCUACACACUGUUUUAAAGCCUGAAAUUCCUCUGUUGCUGAUAGACUUCAACUGUAUUGAAUGGAGUUCUCAAUGAUUAAAAUGCGAACAAUAAAACCCGUUUUCACCCUCUUA
This is a messenger RNA of Prinia subflava (tawny-flanked prinia), 1706 nucleotides long. Its product is annotated as parathyroid hormone 4-like. The record is from RefSeq and is a predicted model, not a curated record. Gene Ontology annotation, cellular component: extracellular region. Lineage: Eukaryota; Metazoa; Chordata; Aves; Passeriformes; Cisticolidae. Gene Ontology annotation, molecular function: hormone activity. The coding region runs from base 997 to 1437 and encodes 146 amino acids. The transcript has 4 exons. Gene Ontology annotation, biological process: bone mineralization.